Penicillium macrosclerotiorum is the source of this 1971-nucleotide messenger RNA. Its product is annotated as putative RNA binding protein Ligatin/Tma64. NCBI's taxonomy places the organism in Eukaryota, Fungi, Ascomycota, Eurotiomycetes, Eurotiales, Aspergillaceae. Bases 1 to 1971 code for a protein of 656 amino acids. Gene Ontology annotation, biological process: translational initiation; formation of translation preinitiation complex. Gene Ontology annotation, molecular function: translation initiation factor activity. The transcript is spliced from 3 exons. The record is from RefSeq and is a predicted model, not a curated record.
AUGUUCAAGAAGAAGCCCACCAUCAAGAAUCUAUCCCCGCUGCGGUCUUCCGAUCGGAGGAAGAUCGCAGACCAGAUUAUCAAAGACUACCAGAUAUCCGUCCCUUCAAACCCGACCGAAACACCUGGUGGACCAUUAGAAACAACAUCCGCGUCAACCCCAAAUCUCACCUCUAUCCGGAAUGCCCUCCUUCCUGAGAACUCGUUGACUGCCCGCUUUACAACCACUGCCGGACCGGAUCUACGCGAGGUGCAGGGUAUUGUCUACGUUGGGACACACCCAGGUGAAGACGAACGCGUGCUGUGGUUCAAGGUGGAACAUGGACCCGGGUCAGACAAGAGGCUAUAUCCAACCGUGUACACCCUAUGGCACAACUCCAACCUCGUUCCUCUGCUCUAUACGCCGGAGAUGGUUAUGGGAAAGCUACAUGGCGGUGCCGACUUGAUGACUCCAGGUCUAGCAAACGAGCCGCCUUUCCCGGAACGUGCUGUGAAGGGGGCAGUUGUUGCGGUUGCGAGCCUGAAUCGAGAUACCGUCCCGUUAUUUGUGGGUGUCUGUGAGAUUGAUGUCUCGGCAUUGGGCGAAGUUCAAGGGACCAAAGGACAUGCUGUUCGAGGCCUCCAUUGGGAAGGUGAUGAGUUGUGGGCUUGGAGCUCAUCCUCACGUCCUGGUCGGCUGGCGCCUGAAUAUCUGAAGGGCUGGGACGAGGAUGAAGGGUCAACAACUGAAAUGGAAGAAGCGGUUGCUGACUUGGCAAUCGAGGAGAAGGAACGGGCUCCUGAGACUGAUGAUCUGGAUCAGGUCCCAGGCGAGGAAGCCGCGUUUACUGAAGAUACACCAGUGGAGGAAGAGAAAGAACCUACAACAAAAGAUAUCGAUGAUGCAUUUGUCAAGGCCUUCAUAUUUUCUCUCUAUAAACUGAAGCAGGACAACCCCACGGCUCCUAACCAUGGCUUGACUCUGCCUGUAUCCCCUUCAAUUUUGAUUGCCAAUCUCAUCACACCCUACCUCCCAAUAUCCUCAUCCCAACAGGCACAAUAUUACAACAUAAAGAAAACCAGUUGGAAAAACGUCAAGAAAUUCAUCAAGCAUCUCGAUAAACUGCAAUUGGUGAAAUCCAAAGAUCGGAGUGGCCAGGAAACCUUCAUCAUGGAUAUUGAUUUUGGUGACCACCGCGUGGAGAGAUUUGUGCCUUACAAGCUCCCGUCGCGAACAACACUCCUCGAGAACAGCGACAAAGCAGCGGCAUCGGAGGGCAAGAAACCGGCUGCAACUGCAACUGGCGAUGGCGCCGAUCCAUCCGUGGGCCAAACGCUAACCGUGCAGACCCUGUACCGGCCAACAAACAAACUGAUGCCGGAUAUCUUCCCAGCACUUUCAUCCGGUAACCUCCAAAAUUAUUACAAAUACUCCGAAAUCUCCACCCAUCUGGAUCGGUAUCUCCAGUCUCAGGAUCCGCCUCUCGUCUCUAAAGAAAACCGCCGCAUCAUCAACCUCAACCCUUUCCUUGCCAACACCAUCUUCACAUCUUCCUCAUCAGAGGACCAAGGGACGUUGAAGCGUGGCAAAGUCACCCGCGAUGGUCUUCUCAAGCGCAUCGUGGAAGACCGCAGCUUGCUGCAGCCGCACUACGCCAUCUUGAAGCCUGGCCAAACCCUCGCAGACGUGAAGCCCAAAGCUGGCCCCACACCCAAAGCCCUCGUGGUACUCGAGAAGCGCACGGGCUCGAAGACGGUGACAAAGGUCAGCAACCUGGAGAUCUUUGGCAUCAUCCCGACCCUGUUGGCAGAGGAGCUGCAGAAGAAGUGUGCGAGCAGCACGAGCGUCACGCAGGCCACUGGUGCGCCGAAGGGGGUGAUGGAGGUUCUGGUGCAGGGUGAUCAGCGCAAGGUUGUUGAUACGGCGCUCACGCGUCGGGGGUUGAAGAGUCAGUGGGUAGAUGUGGUAGAUAAGACCAAAAAGAAGAAAUAG